Messenger RNA from Penicillium verhagenii, 1380 nucleotides. RefSeq names its product phosphotransferase family protein. The record is from RefSeq and is a predicted model, not a curated record. NCBI's taxonomy places the organism in Eukaryota, Fungi, Ascomycota, Eurotiomycetes, Eurotiales, Aspergillaceae. The coding region runs from base 1 to 1380 and encodes 459 amino acids. The transcript is spliced from 2 exons.
AUGGAUUUCCUGGAUUUAUCAAUCAAUCUUAUGGAUAAACUCCGACCGAUCAAAAGAUCAAUCUUGCUCGGCGAUGAACCAGUGCUCGAUGAUGAACCAGUGCUCGAUGAUGAACCAGUGCUCGAUGAUGAACCAGUGCUCGAUGAUGAACCAGUGCUCGGUGAUGAACCAGUGCUCGAUGAUGAACCAGUGCUCGAUUAUGAAUCUGAGACGUCAACUCUCGAAUACACGCAAGAGCCUUUCGACACGUUCAAAGAACGCGUUUCGCUGUUAUGCCAGGAAGUUUUCACUACUUCCAAUUCCAACUUGACGAUCGACCGUAUGCAUGGAGGACUCUCCAAUCGGAUAAUAUGUGUUUCAGUGGCUGGUGAUGAAAGAAAACCUCUUUUUGAACACUUCAUCAUCCGUGUUCCACGUUAUUUAGGAGCUCCUCUUGAAGGCCUUGCCCCCCUGCAACUACUUCGCCAACAAUCAACGAUUCCAAUUCCCGAAGUUGUUCAAUUUGAUACAACAACAUCGAAUCCCCUGGGUAAACCAUACGCGAUCAUGAAACGCCUUUCUGGCUCAUGGCUUUGGCCAAACUACUGGGAAAGGACUCAUGAAGCAAAGUGCAUUAUUGCUCAAAGCCUUGGGAAGGUCUUUGCUGAGAUGCAUUCAAUCACAAGCACCGUUGCUGGUAAACUCGUACUACCAGCUUCCCACGAAGAGUCGUCUCAGGGGUCUUUGAUGAUUCAGCCCCUUCAUAAGUCGAAGACGGAUAUAGUGGUUCCAUAUAAGAUUGGACCCGCCAGUAAAAACACUUUUGACACAAUAUGCGGAAUAAUAGAGCAUCAGAAAGAGCUACUUAUCACUCUCGGCCCAACUGGCGAGGUUGAGCUGGAUUUCUUCGAAAAAUGGGAGACUAUAGCAUUGGAAAUGAAUGACCUAGGAAUAUUUGAUCAAAACGGUUAUUGCCUUUGUCAUUUCGAUUUCGAGGCUCGAAAUGUCAUGUCGCAAGAACAGACCGUUAUCGGGAUUCUUGAUUGGGAUGACGCUCUCUUUGUCCCACUCUUCAUGUCUUGUACCCCACCAAUGUGGAUUUGGGAUGCGACCGCCUACGAAGACGAGGACGAGCGGCGUGCAGGGGAGAUUCCGCCAACUCCUGAGCUUCGUCAAAUCAAGGAGCUGUUCGAGGAAGCCGCUGGCCCAACCUAUCUUCGAUAUGCGUAUCUCCCUCACAACCGACUAGCUCGUAUCCUUUUUCGAUUCAUCAUUGAUGGAAUAACAGCCAAUGAAGACUGGCAUACAUCCGAGCUGCUUCAGAGCGAGUGGGAUGAAGUUCGGGACGCUCUGGAAUUGGCCAUGCAUGGCAAAGAAUCUGAUGGCUUGGGUGACCAAUAA